Echinops telfairi (small Madagascar hedgehog) is the source of this 5639-nucleotide messenger RNA. It is a transcript of the gene DAB1, whose product is annotated as DAB adaptor protein 1. The transcript is spliced from 17 exons. NCBI's taxonomy places the organism in Eukaryota, Metazoa, Chordata, Mammalia, Afrosoricida, Tenrecidae. The record is from RefSeq and is a predicted model, not a curated record. Gene Ontology annotation, biological process: lateral motor column neuron migration; ventral spinal cord development. Bases 510 to 2177 code for a protein of 555 amino acids.
UCCGCAGUCUCCCCAGUGCAUCCUGGCCCCGUCCUGCUAGCCCCAGGGAACAAAAGCGGAGUCCGGUCGCCCUCUUCUGCAGCCUGGAGAUGAGUCGAGAGGGCUGAGCCGGGAGAGUGGUCCUGGCGGUUGGAAGCUCUGUCCUUGGCUCCUCUCCAUGACGAUUCCUGACUUGUGGCCCUGGCAACGUUGGGGAAGCCUCAUCCGAUUUCUUCCAUCCAGACCCCGGGCCCUCCUCUCACCAGCGUCACCCCCACCCAGCCAGGGUGCAUUGACCAGCCCACUUUCUAGGACAUCUGAUUCAGCAAGACAUGGUGUUGAACCCUGGGUCUAAGUCUUCUUGAUUGAGGUACUCUCAUAAUACAACACGAAGCCCUCGGAAGGAGUGAAUGAAAUGAGCCGCCUGGGGAGUCCUUUCUGAAGGGAGGAGCGGUUCUCUUGGAGAGGAGUCCUCCAUGAGCCUGGCCGAGGCCCGGGAUCUGUGUGAAGUGGACUAAGGAUUUAGUAGGAUGUCAACUGAGACCGAGCUUCAAGUCGCUGUGAAAACCAGCACCAAGAAAGAGUGCAGAAAGAAAGGUCAGGAUCGCAGCGAAGCCACUUUGAUCAAGAGGUUCAAAGGUGAAGGUGUCCGGUACAAGGCCAAGCUGAUUGGGAUCGAUGAGGUUUCUGCAGCUCGGGGAGACAAGUUAUGUCAGGAUUCCAUGAUGAAGCUCAAGGGCGUUGUUGCUGGUGCUCGUUCCAAAGGGGAACACAAACAGAAAAUCUUUUUAACCAUCUCCUUUGGAGGAAUCAAAAUCUUUGAUGAGAAGACGGGGGCCCUGCAGCAUCAUCAUGCUGUUCACGAAAUUUCCUACAUUGCAAAGGACAUCACAGACCACCGGGCCUUUGGAUACGUUUGUGGGAAGGAAGGGAAUCACAGAUUCGUGGCGAUAAAAACGGCCCAGGCGGCCGAACCUGUUAUUCUGGACUUGCGAGAUCUCUUUCAACUCAUUUAUGAAUUGAAGCAAAGAGAAGAAUUGGAAAAAAAGGCACAGAAGGAUAAGCAGUGUGAACAAGCUGUGUACCAGACAAUUUUGGAAGAGGAUGUUGAAGACCCUGUGUACCAGUACAUUGUGUUUGAGGCUGGACACGAGCCAAUCCGUGAUCCCGAAACGGAAGAAAACAUUUAUCAGGUUCCCACCAGCCAAAAGAAGGAAGGUGUUUAUGAUGUGCCAAAAAGUCAACCAGUAAGUGCUGUGACCCAAUUAGAACUUUUUGGGGACAUGUCCACCCCUCCUGAUAUAACCUCUCCCCCUACUCCUGCAACUCCAGGUGAUGCCUUUAUCCCAUCUUCAUCUCAGACCCUUCCGGCGAGUGCAGACAUGUUCGGUUCUGUUUCUUUCGGCACUGCUGCUGUACCCUCAGGUUAUGUUGCAAUGGGCGCCGUCCUCCCAUCCUUCUGGGGCCAGCAGCCCCUCGUCCAACAGCAGAUCGCCAUGGGUGCUCAGCCACCAGUCGCUCAGGUGAUGCCGGGGGCUCAGCCCAUCGCUUGGGGCCAGCCGGGGCUCUUCCCUGCCACUCAGCAGCCCUGGCCAGCUGUUGCCGGGCAGUUCCCGCCAGCCGCCUUCAUGCCCACGCCAACUGUUAUGCCUUUGCCAGCCGCCAUGUUCCAAGGCCCCCUGACCCCCCUUGCAACUGUCCCAGCCACGAGUGACUCCGCCAGGUCCAGUCCGCAGGCCGACAAGGCCAGACAGAAAAUGGGGAAGGAAAUAUUUAAGGAUUUCCAGAUGGCCCAGCCUCCACCCGUGCCGUCCCGCAAACCCGACCAGCCCUCCCUCACCUGCACCUCAGAGGCCUUCUCCAGUUACUUCAGCAAAGUCGGGGUGGCACAGGAUACGGAUGACUGUGAUGACUUCGACAUUUCCCAGUUGAAUUUGACCCCUGUGACUUCUACCACGCCGUCGACCAACUCACCUCCAACCCCAGCCCCCAGACAGAGCUCUCCAUCCAAAUCAUCUGCAUCCCAUGCCAGCGAUCCCACCACGGACGACAUCUUCGAAGAGGGCUUUGAAAGUCCCAGCAAAAGCGAAGAGCAAGAAGCACCUGAUGGAUCACAGGCCUCAUCCAACAGCGACCCCUUUGGGGAGCCCAGUGGGGAGCCCAGUGGUGAUAAUAUAAGUCCACAGGCCGGUAGCUAGAUAGCACAGGUCUGGGAGUCGGAGCCUCUGUAUGCGCAGAUCAGCAGGUCGCGGACAUGAGCAUCGAUGCGGGCUCACGGUGGGGCUUCAAGAACAGCAUGGAAAUCGGCAUCGCAACAGGCUCUUGUAUUCUUUCACUUCACCUCAUCCCACCGCGAACAUCAGCGAACAUCAUGACGCCCCAAUGGAAAUCGCCUCGUUCGGCAGAGGGAACUAUCGGUUUUGGGCAACCCAUGGCAGAUAAUCUAUGGCAGCACACACACAAAAUAAGUCUUUUUUAAAAAAAACAGUCACACCCAACAUGAAAUCACAAAUCAAGCAAAUGCUGACCCAACAAAUACUCUGAGUUCUCUUAGCUUGGGUUUUGAGAUGCCCCGGCGUGCGAAAGUGUAAUUCUGUUUAUUUCUCUACCGGUUGGCUACCAUAGAGCUGUGACAUUUGGAAUGACAGGCAUGAGAGAGUGACAUCAGGGUUGGCGCUGACUUCUUUCAGGCAAAGGCAAGGGGUCCUCUGUGACCGCCGUGCCAUCAUCCAUAUGCCUUCUGACACACAGUGAUGUUUCGCCAUCGCACCACAGGCCUGGCCUGCCAUCCGCUCCCCUCUCCUUUCUCUGACAUGUUUAAAAAGUAGUGGUUGUACGCAUUUUUGUAUUGCUUUGGAUGAUUUUUUUUUUAGAUAUGGAUGAAGGAAUCCAACUGGGGGGAAACCUCACAUGAAAUGGAUUAACUUGAAAUUACAAGACGACUAAAUGACGACUUGCUCAUUAUGAUCAAAGAUGUUGCCAAAACCACCCUCUCGCGAUUCUGCAUCGUGGUGAAGAGAGACAGUUUGGGGGUUGGACUUUGAUUCUGUGAUUAGGAAAGGACAUUGAAUCCCCGUGAUGAGGAAAGACCACAUCGGAUUCCCUAAGAAGCUCUAAACUCUGAAGUACAAUAAAAUGAUAUUUUUUAUUUUUCCGAUAUCUUGCUGUGAUGCUAUGCAGACAAGUGUCUUCUCCGUGUACCUCUCUCAAAGAAACGUCAUUUUGCCAAAUAAUUCUGGUACACUUCCGGUUGUGUGGUUUUGGACCUUAGAUGCAAACCAACAGGGAGCCAGGGGGACAGUGGCGAUGUGAAUAUUGCAAACAACAAACUCACACCGUGGUCCACAUGGUUUGUCUCUCUCUCGUUUUGUACAUCAGAACACUCAAAAUGGGAUUUUUAUUUUAUAACUUGAAUAAAUUAAACACGGGGAAAAAAAACAAUAAAAAACACCUUACCAUUAAACUCUAAAUAUUUAAGGGAAAUGGCUUUAAGGAGUUCUAAUGAAAAAAAAAAAAAAGAUGCCAGUUUUUGUUUGUUUCAUUUCAUUUCACUUUGUAAAUACAAAUGUUAAUGAAAAUGCUUUUUAAUAAUGCCAUUACACUGUAGAGAAGGUAGCAGAUUGAGUGGAAGGUGUGACAAAGUUGAUGGAUGGGGCUCACUUUCCAGAUGUUACGCUGGAGCAUAUGGCAGAACGCUGGAGUUCAGGGACAGCUGGCAAGACUAGUUGGCCAAUCAGCUGCUGGCAAUUGGGAAGGGAGAACGGGACUCCACAGGCCAGCCUUCCCCCACGAGUACCCACCCUGCGCGGGAGCCAAGACACAGACCAUUUGUAUUCCGAAGGCCUGUGCUUCUACUUCGGAAACCCGCUCCCAUCUCUCCACUCCCCAUCCCCACCCCCAUGGAAACCAGUGGACUCUUUGUAUGUGAACCAGAGGAGUUUAAGCUUCCUUUUUUUUACAUUUAUGAGACAGAAAGAAAAAAAAUACAGUUCGGUUCAUAUGUUUUAGCACAUGAUUUUCAUAAAGAAUCUAUAUAUUUUUGCCCUACAGAGAAUUGUUAUACAGGUCAAACAUGUUUUCCUGAUGUUCCUAUGCAGUUACAGUGUGUUGAAUUUAGUGGUUUAACACUAAGAAAAUGUUCAAGAAUCAUGUGAUUAAUUGGACUUGGGCCAUUAUUUCAGCUGGGCUUUUAAAAUUUGAAAACCCAAAUUUCCGUUAAUGCACUUGAUUUCAGUAGGGAUCCUCAUAGUCAAUAGGAAGUCCAAUGAUUUGGGAAAAGGCACACUUGUUUACAAAGAGAACAGUCAUGCCUCAAGGUGAUUGUUAGGAUUGGAAGCCCAAAUUUGAUCCUGUCCGUCACUGGACCACAAUUUCUUUCCAGUUGGGUCUACUGACCACGCAUCCAUUACUGACUAUAUGUCAAUGCCAUGUUAGUGUGGAAAGGCUGAAGACCCCGAAAAGUCAGAGGGGCCAUUUGCCGCCCUGUCUAGCUGUCACUGGUGGCCGAUAUCCUUUCUCCAGGGACACGAGCAGACUUGGUGACUAGGGAGCUCUUUUGCCUGAAGGGGAAAGUGGGAAAGGUUUGAUGACCGUGGGAGUUGUCCCGAAACCCAUUCAACUUGUAUUCUGGGGAUUUGAUGAGCAAGAGAGGCAGUUCCCAUGCAGAAACGGCUUACGUUACUAUGUUGUCCAUGAUUCUGAUUCUGAAUAAGCGGUGCUAUCUUCUCCCUCAAUAUGACUGUCUGGAGUUUGUAUUGCAGUAGCACACCAUUACACGGAUUCUCUCGGUUGAUUCUGACACAUGUAGAGUAAGCGCUGGCUGCUACUGCUGCUGUUUCAGGGACACUGUCUAGAGUUGAUGUCAUAGCAGAAGGUGACAGCCCAGUGGAUCUGUCAUCAUUCGUUGGCCAUGGCUGGAAAUGGAACUGGCUCUGAACUUAAAGAAGAUGCCCAAGUGAUGCAUUCAAGUGAGGGCACAUAAAGUCAAGGGUUUUGAACGGCCACGCAGGUCAUCAUGGCAGAAUUCUGAUUUUGUUCCACCAAGCACUAUUUAGUGAACUCAGAACCAUCAUAUCCUAUCCCAGGAAGACAGUGACAUUUCCUAACAAGAACUGAGGUGCCGGUACCAGGAGACCAUGGGGAGUCUGCACAGUUCCAGUUAGAUCACUAGAAAAUCCAUGUCUACAACUGUUGAAUUCCUCAUCCUUCACGAGCACUAAAUUUGUCACUUUAAAUUUUGAAACCAGGGAAACGCCACCUGUCAUUCUGUUCCCAUUCCCCAUAGCUCUUCAAUCUUUACAUGUCGCAAGACUAUUUUGAUAGAUCGUCCUCGUCCCACUGUCUGCUGAAACCCCAUCAUGUCAUGUGCUGGGCACCUUCUUUAAAAAAAAAUGUUUACUCUGUGGGUUUGGUUCAUUUCAAUUUCUGCAUUCUGACACAUAUUUUUUUAAUAAAGAUGAGAAAGAGAAACUGACUGUUGCAGUACAUUUCUAGACCUACUUUAACUUUACCUCAGAUGACAGUGUGUUAACAUAUAUGGACACAUUAUUUUUAACUUUAUGUACAAUGCAUUCAACAGAACAGCAGAAUUUUUAGAAAUUUUCCAUUAAUUUCUGUAACACACCAUGUAAAACUGGUACAAUAAACAUGUUUGAGAACAA